This is a messenger RNA of Schistosoma haematobium, 9226 nucleotides long. It is a transcript of the gene CARHSP1, whose product is annotated as Calcium-regulated heat stable protein 1. Gene Ontology annotation, cellular component: cytoplasm. The coding region runs from base 8406 to 8759 and encodes 117 amino acids. Gene Ontology annotation, biological process: regulation of mRNA stability. Gene Ontology annotation, molecular function: mRNA 3'-UTR binding. The record is from RefSeq and is a predicted model, not a curated record. NCBI's taxonomy places the organism in Eukaryota, Metazoa, Platyhelminthes, Trematoda, Strigeidida, Schistosomatidae. The transcript has 5 exons.
UACAGGACUUUGCAUAAAUUGUCAGGAAUUGGCGCCUUCGGGUUUCUUUUUGUGAAGCAGUCGCAAAUAUAAGUGGUUAAUAGCUCCAAUCACAAUUGUUAUAGUUCGACGUGUAUAUCGAGAUAAAGCAUAUAAUGAGAAUAUCAGUGUGAUCUGUACACGUAAAUAGAAAAUAUAUUAGAGUUAUUUUAUCACAACAACAGGUAAUUUAGAACAAGAGGCAUACGUAAGUGACAGUGUAUUUGUGAGUGAUAAUCAGAGCCAAGCUUUUAUCCUCUUUUCUGUUUCGAAUCAUAGGUCGUGCCUUCAAAUAAUCAGGAAAGCCUAACUACUACACAGAUGAAGAUCUAAAGGAACAAACACUUCGAUAUUUCAGCUGAGCGAAACUUGGCAUUUGAAUUAUUGUGUGAUAGUUUCACGCUACAUAAUUGAGCAUUUCAACGAUACGCGCAAAUAUUUGAGUCCUUUUGGCAGACAGGCUUCACGCUAUUUUGCAUGCUCAACUAGUACACAAAGUACUUUCUGACUUGACACGAACCGCUACAGUUGUAUGCCAUGGAACCUCCACAUAUGCUUAUCCCAAGCCCAAUAUUUCAUAAAAGAAACAGAACCAUGUCUCAAUCAGAAGGUGCCUCUAAAGGAGAGCAUGGUAUUGGAAAAAUAAUUAGCUUUUGUCGUGAUAAAGGACACGGUUUUAUUAAACCUGAUAACAGUGAUGAUUGUAUUUUCGUGCAUGUUUUUGAUAUCGACGGUGAAUACGUGCCUAUCGAGGGAGACGUUGUGGAAUAUCGUAAGAUGCUCAUCCCUCCGAAGAAUGAAAAGUACCAAGCAGUUCACGUUAGAAUAGUCAACCUUAGUCCAGAAAAGCAUAAAACCUGGGAUGAACCAGCCUAGUUCUACUUUUAAUUCAAAUAACUGACAUCUUGGUUGGUAUUUCCAAAAACCGGUUAUAUAUAUAUAUAUAUAAUCAAUAUUGUAAAUAGUCCAACCAUCAAUUUUCACCAAAAACUUAGUUUUUUCAAGCCUAGGAGGUAUAAGGUGUAAAGAUUCAGAAUGUAUUGCGUGAGAUGUCAGUUUAUUUCUGUCAAUGUGGUUCGAACCACUCCGGAAACUGCAAACUUGCUUAUGUUACUCCCAUUAAAGCUAGAAAACCGAAGGAUUCCCGAACCUCUGUUUAAAUGUGUCAAAGACUUGCUGAUAGCCUAUCGGCAGAAAGUAGAAAUAAGUUCUUCAUGCUCUUCGUGAAAAUCAGUACCUAGCAAAGUUAUGUUUGGCGCAUGUUAUCUAAUCUGUGUUACCUUACAUUAUGUCAAAGUCUGGUCAAUAUUAACAUGGAGUGACAUUGCAUGUUCAUCCCGAACUUGCCUUAGACGUUCUGGAAAAAUGAUCUAAAUUGGGGUCAAUACUUAUGGUUGUGUGAAAGUCAUGACAUUGUCAGUCCUCUUAAUCUUGUCGAGCGGGGGUAUGACCGAUUAUUAAGAUAAUGAGCCAUAUACGUGUGACUACGACUUGUUAACGUGCUGUUGCGACUAGAGUUCUGAUCCUCAUGAGCGUUUAGUCGAGCAUUUACCGACCUGGAUACAAGCAUAUAUACAGGCCUAUUGAGAUUUAAACUAGGAACCACGCCGCCAGCCCCAAUUUAGAGUUACACACCUUUGAAAAUGGGCGGAUGACUAUUUCCAUCCAUAUAUAAUGUGGCUUGAGAAGUUUUACCUCUUUACUCUCUUACGCCGGAUUAAGUAGUGAAAUAACUUCAAUAAAUUGUGUACUUGGAAGUAAUUUUGGUCGUAUGUCUCUUCCAGCUAGGUCGGGACGACUUAUAAGACUGAAAGCGAGUUUGAAAAUGAAAAGCGAACGCGGAACCUUUGUCGUGUAGGUCUUCUCAUCGAGUAAUCACCUGAGCACCUAGUAUCCGCGUCUUACAAUUGACUCUGAAGAUUCGACACCAAAGGUUACUGAGGAAGUCUGUCGGCUUUAUUCCUCAAUAAAAAAUUGUCAAUAUUCCUGGGGGGGGGAAACGACGUACUGAUUAUUUAUCAAAGUGUGCAUCUGGAUAGUGAGUAGUUUCUCCUGAUUGUAGUUAAGUAUUGUUCUCGCUACGUUGUUUUUCGCCUAAAGAUGGUUUUUGAAUAUCAGUUUUACGUCAUUUAGUUAGAAUCCGUUCACGGAAAUGGGCCUCAUUUCCACCAGUGAAUGUGGAUGUUCGCUAAAAGUCAAUCUUCUGUCAAGUAUCUAUUAGGAUUCUAAAGGAAAGAUUUACUUCUGUGCUCGGAAUUUCACGAAUUGCCCACACACGUACUGAGUAGCUGUGAGCCAAUCGUUUAGACGUUUGAAUCUAAACCAUUUAGUUCCAGGCUCAUGACUUCCCAACUAUUCCCACAGACUGAACACUUGCAGUCAAAAGAGAAGUCUAGUUUGAAUUUGGUCGUAAGAGCCACCUGGUUUCUAAUGUAAAUUCAACUAGAUACAGAUACGUGGAAAUAACUAUUCUCGCGAGGGUCGGAUGCUGAUCUUUGUUGGACAGUUGGAUAAAUGUUUAUGCCUCUGGAACUUCUACUACAUAUAACAAGAGACACAUUAGGGUCCCAAUAAAUUUUAAUAAGGAAUAGAGGAUGUGCAUUAUUGCAAGAGGCAUAUUAUUAAAUGGGCUAUAACAACUGCAGAAUAUAUCCUCAAGCAAUUAUAAUAUAUUGAUAUAAGGACACAAGGGGUGGAAAAUAAGAGGAACAAGCUUUAUGAUGCACUAUGAUGAUAACUGCUAUCAUUAUGUACUUCAAGAAUUUGCUUAAACUUCGUCAUUGCUAACCUGCUGUUUGUUGAUGUAAAUAAACGUUAUCAUUGGGGACGAUUUAAAAUUCGAUCAAACGUCAAGAGCCUUAAUCAAGAAAAUACUUUUCGCGUGAGACUUUGCCAGUUCUGAAAAAAAUACAUGGCACAGUCAGUCAAAUGCACCGAUUAACCUAGCACAUAUGCAGUGGUUCGAGUUGCCAUGCCACGUUAAGACAGUGAGAUGAAAUUAGCAAGUCAAAUUAGUAAUAUCGGUUAUACAGAAAAGGUCAAGAUUUAGUGACUUGGGUUCUAAGGGUUGACGAGGUUGAUCAGUGUAAUCCUUGCCGCUUAAUCUCCACUUACCUACACGGCUCACUCCAGUUGUCAAUGAUUUAACGAGUUGACAACACAUCUUGUUUUGGUCGCUCCUAACCUAUUCCACUCGACAGUGUUACUCGGGAAAGCAGGCGUUGGUUUGGCAUAGGCAAUACAUGUUCCGACCAUGGUAGUUGGUGACUGUCCGCCGCCUCACCCAUCAACUAGUUAUCUUAACCCCGACAGUGUUUAUUCCUUGGUCCCCCAAGAAAAACACGAGUAGUGCUUCAAAUGCUAGUGACCUACGUAUAUCUGCUAUUCUUAAUGAUCAUGGUUCACAGUCAUGAAGUAAGGAGUCGAACUGCUGCUGAAUAAACAUCCUCUCGUCUAUGCCAAAGGUGACGUAAGUUGGCAGCGAACUAAGCUUACUGAAUUCGCACUAAGAUUUCCUUGAACACCAACCCAUCAGGGAUGGUAAAACUCUCAGGAUAAUCAUACAAUCCAUGGUGAAUUUAAACAUAUCAUCUGAUGAAUGUUUAGACCAGUCAGCUAUGCAAGCAACUGCUAGCAGCCGCAGACCUAAAUUUAGUCAUACAGUGUAUGAGCUACCGGUCCUUUGGAGACAGCGUCUGAAUGAUUUGGCGAGCGAUAGACAGAAAUCAUUUAGUAAUAGGACGUUAUUCACUGUUAUUUUUCUUGCUACAGUUCAGUCAUAAUUACGCGACAAACAAUUCUGAGGUUACACGUGUAAAUUAAAAUGACUGAAAAUAUGCUACUAAGGAAUAAAGCAUUUUUGAUAGCAGAUAUAUCCCACCAGAACUUUAGUAGUCAAGUCUAAGGUAAAUGUUUUAGAUUAAUGAAGUUUUAUUAACAUUGGGAUCAUGGACCGAUCUAAGGUAGAUUGAAUGAUCAGUAUUGGGUUUGAACAAGGAUCUAGCUAAGUUGUAAUAGAAAACUUUGGGGAAAUGGGACAACGACCCCAUAAUCGCGAGGCUGGGUAGUUUUCUUGAAUAGCACACAGCUCGUAACCGUGGCUGUGUUUUCUCCUGCACCUGUCCAGAUGCUUCGUUGUUUACGGCAAAUGUGUCGAAGUGGUCACACAGACAGGUGGCUAUGUUACCACAACCCAGAAGCCUAGUUUGUAAACCUAAAGCGUGAAGCCACGAUGGGGAAGUUAUCUUUGUGACAACAUAUUGUCGAUCUAUGCAACAUUUCCCUCUGAAAUCGACUUCAUAAUGAAGAGUUACUAUUCAGGAUUUCGGUAGAACCUAACACUGGUUGCUAUUACAUAAGCUAAUAUGUCGAGAUUUCUUUUGAUAUCGUGAGGAACUAUCUGCAUUGAUUGUCAGGCAUAGGAUAGUAUGAUGGAUAAUACUAGUUCAACCUUGAUUUGAGUGCUCCUAUAUUCAGUCAGUCAGCUACAACGUAGGAUCAGGCACAUAUGUGCAUCGUUUCGAGUUGCCAUACCUCAUUAACACAACAAGAUGAACACCGGAUUCAUAGAAGUAGUUAAUUCAGUGGUGGUAAUAUGUAAAAGAAAGACUGCAUCUAAGGACAUAGUACAGGAAGAAAGAAUUAGUUCGUAGAAUGAAAGUUAUGAAGCGAUUUCAAUCUCAGACAGUGUAUACUCCGACGCCAUUGUGGUCGACUUUGAACCAUAUCACCCAUCCUAUAUUCACGCUACUAUGUAGCAUUCACACAGAAGAUUGCUGUUCUAAAUUCCUGGUCCGAGAUAUCGCUAACUCUUACAGAGAAAGAUGAUAUUCUAUGCCAACAAAAUAGUAACAAAAAGAAUUAUUAGAUGUGGUUUCUCUCAACUCAGUCUUUCAAGUUACUUAGUAGGAUAACGUGGCAGUAUGGAGUGAAUAUACAAAUACGUAGACAGUAUUGGCAAAUCCAUGAAAUUUUUUUUAGUCAAAUAAAAAAAAUAUCUAUGAAGUCGUAUACCUACGGUUUUAUCAGUUUAUUCUGACGGUCAAUUAUUUAUGUUUUUAAAUUACAGGGUUCAAUCUGAGUGACUCCCGAACAUUGUUAAUCCGCUGAUCCAGAAGAGCUAAGUUGUCUUGAAAUUCCAUUUCGUCAAUCACUUGAAGUGGGGAAAUACUGGAAGUUACACUAGAAGAUAAGGAACAUUUAUCAUCAAGCUCUAUGAUUUCUUGGUGAUUAACUAUUUUUCGGAUCUACAAAAUAUAAAAACGCAUUUGUGUAAAAUAUAGGUGUAAUGAGCUGUGUAAUUGUAAGUUUAGUUAGGAAUUAUGUAUAGACAAUAAUAAUUUUUCCGUAUUUUAUAUUCAAGAUAAAUAAAAAUGGCAGUUUUAGAUUUCAAUGGUAAGGCUUUUUACAAUUAUCAGUGUUGCACCUCAUGAUUGUACUCGUUGUAUUUGGCUGGAAUUAUAAAUAAGUUAGUGUCUGUGUGUAGUUAUUAGUAUAGCGUUUGUCGAAAAUUCGUUUACUAAUCACUCCUCUAAACGGGGCUUUUUCUUGCACCUUUGGUAAAGGUGUUUUAGAAUCUCAUUUGAGACAGGGUAUUAUGCACAGUAACUUUAAAUGACAGAAUUAGACUUAAUAAUCGAUGUUAAUGCUAUGAUCAUUUUAUUAAUGGUUCUUUCGUUGAGAAUUCUUUGAAAAAUUAUUUUCGAUUCUUUAAAAAAACAAAAACUACGUGGAAAAUUUAACGUUGUUAUUCAUGAAGAACAAUUAAAAUGUUUCAUUAAGACACAAAUGUAUUUUUUAUGGUAUAAUCUGAAUGAAAACAAAAGGAACAUAUAUUAUUCUUUCAUUAGAAUUGAAAAUUGCCAUAAAUUGUUGAAUUCUUAGUUAUUCCAAUCUGAAUUCAUGAUGAAUGAACCCCAAAAUAUAAAUCUUCUGUUUAACUCCAUGCAAACAAGCCCAUUGGCGAUAAAAGCCACCGAUGAAUUGAGUUAGAAAAGUUCACUUACUCAGACAAGUGGAGAUGCGCAUAAUGGACAAAAUCUCAGUCUACAAAAUUUAACUAAAAGUUGACUUAACAUAUGUAGAAAUGAAGGACACACUGAGCCAUAUAAAUACAUAGGAACUAGCAUAGACAAGCAUUAAUAAAGUAUGCUCAAGAUUACAUAUAAGUGUUUGGCAAGGGCAAAAUAUGAGUGACAGCGUGUAUAUAUCUUUCCAAAAUUAGUACGAAUAUGGGAAUCUUUUUUAGGAACACAUCGUGCAGAAUCUUAAUGUAUAGUUGGGGUAUGUGUUGCUAAGAUAUUAGACAGUAUUGUAAUGAGCGUCCGACUCUUAGUUCAAAUAGAUUCUGUUGUAUUUCAAUUAUAGUAAUUUGCCAAAGCCAACUCAGCGUCAUAAAACUGUCAGAAAACGAAAGUUAGAACAAAUUCAAUUAUGGUCUGAAGAUGUUGAGUUUUUAGUUACGGACCAAUUUUGUUAAAAUAGAACACUUCUUAAAAUACUCUCCAAUCUCAAUAAUAAGCACAUUUUCUUAUGACAGAUUUAACUUCAUGAAAUAUUCCUGUUCUAUGAGUAUAUCAGAGUUGCAAAUGUUUGUCGGUAAAUCCACUUUCCGACAAUUUAUUAUUAACGUUGUUAGUGAUCAUUGGGAUGACCAGUCCGUUAACUGACGUCAAUCAAUUAAUUAUCUGACGAUUCUUCAGCAUGUUGACAGGAAAUUUCCUAUUCUCAGUUACUACUGGUAUAAUUUACAUUUGUCGGUGACAUUAACUAUGGAAUACACUACCCCAUUUGAAACUCAAAUCAAUUGCAAUAUGUGCAAACACUGGACUAGUGAGUUACAAUGCUAACAGAUCGUUAAACUGCAAACCACUAUUAUAAUCGUAGGCAAAAUGAAGAUAUAUGGAAAGACUACAUGCUAACAUUCUGAUAAAUUCAUUUAAACCGAUUUUGUACGGAACACCAGACAGCUUUUAGGUUGACAUACAAGAUUAUCAGUAGACGAAUGUAGUUCACUUUAAUUCAUCUUUUGUAAUAAAAUUAGAUUUAUAAAUGCUGACAGAAAAGAUCUCUUAGAGUAUGCGUGUUUUGAGUAACAAAUAUGUUAUUUUACAACACGAUUCAUGCCUUUUGUCAACUCCAGAAUAACUAAUCAUACCAAACUAUACAGAGCAACAUGAAACUCGAUAGCUCUUCCAGACUAUACAUGGUUAAAUAUUACCACUAGAAGAAAAGACAACCAUCCAUUAUAAAAUGCAAUGCGAGUAUGGUAGUUGAUUUUGAAAGAGCGGAUGGCAAGUAAUUAAAACACUCAGUUAUCAACAAUUAAAUUUGAGAAACCUGAAAUCACUACUAUUCAUACAUAAAGAAGUUACGGCUUAAGGUCGAGUACAAAAAUUUGUACUCACAAUACACUAUUAAUGAUUUAUCUUACUUUAAAUUAUUGAAGCUAUUAUAUAUAUAUUCCAAGAAAAAUAAAAUGAAAUUUAAUGUAAUAAAGGAAACAAUGAGAACAUUUACGUCGUUUGAACUUGAAGCCGUUGAAUGCACCGAAAUACAAUCACCUUCAUAUAAAUUGUCAAGACUGGUUGUAUUUUGUAGUUGGUUCGUGCCGCAACUGUUAGUAAUAAAUAUGAAGAUUUUACUCGAAUAAUUUGAAAAAAGAUUGCUGUUUCGUGUGAAAUAAAAUCAUUCGAAAGUUUAAAAUAAAAGAGGAAAGUCUGAACGCCUUCAUAUUAGAAUAGGACAUUCAUUUCUUCUAGCUGAACCACUUUAAAUCAGAGGUGGGCAAAAUAUAAAAUUAUGCGUCAAAGCAGCUAGAAGGGAUUAUUUAUAUGAAAAGUUUGUGCCCAUCAAUUAUAGACGUGAAAAACGUUAUUGUUAUGUCAUGCGGCGUCCAAGCGUGAUACUGAUACACGAAAUUCUUUUAUACAAGCCCUCAACGAGCUGCUGAGUGAGAAAACUAAAAGUAAAUGAGGGAGUUUAUUGGAGUAAACCAAAUGAAAUACAUAAGGACUCAUUUAUAUAAACAUAUCUACUCAGUGAAUCCGAUUCUUGGCCAACAACAUGCGCUUGUCAUUAGGAGAUUUUUGAUUGGCACAACACAGCCUUCUCAUUCAGCGUAUGUUGAUUAGCCCACUGGCUGAAAGUGUUGGAAUGGGUGCACAUCAAUUACUAAUUUUAUUGCCUAUGCUUUUAUUUUGAAUGUUCAUAUGAAGGUUGUAUGACCGUUUCCAAUUAAUUUUUAAUUUAUCGUCAAUAGUAUUCUGCACGGUUGAUUGUUAUGCGUCAGAGGUGGGAAAACUAAAGCAUGAAGACCGCAAAUCUUUUUUGAAGUCAUUUGGAAUUAUGCAUAGAAAUGGUCAGAAGUGAAAUCGUACUAAAGAAACAUGGUAUUUAUACUAGAGUUUCAGGAAAUGGUGUUUAAAGUUAAACUUGAUUUACUAACUAAGCAACUUGAGGAAUUUAACUAUAGUCAGUUCCUAACAUUAACCACACAAACGAUUUCAUUGGAAAGUGAUCAGGAAUACAAUUGCCAGAUUUCAGCGCUCAAUUAUAAAUUUCCACGAUGUUUUAAGUAUUUCAAAACACGUGAAUCACAGUGUAAUUUACUGGAUUUUUCAUUUGCUUCUGAUAUUAAUGGAGUUAAUUGUGUUCUUCAGUUGAAGUUAAAAGAUCUACAGGGUGAUAGGAGCCUGAAUGGACGUUACAAAUGUGCAAAAUUGACUAAAUUAUAUACGUAAAGUUAACAGAGGUUAAAUUUUACAACCUGAAAAUUUUUUCACGUGAAAUGUUCUCUCUUUAGGUUGACUUAUAUUUGUGAGCCGGCGUUUUUAUGUAUAAAUUUAAGUAAGUCAAUAUUUUAGAACUGGGAAGGAUAGCUCAGGACAGAGUUGGAUGGAGAGUGCUGGUGGGCGACCUAUGCUCCUUCACGAGAGGUAAAAGACGUAACUAAGUCAGUAUUUAGAUGUUCCUUUUUCAUCUGAUGAUGGUCUGUUAAAAAUAGUGAAUAAGCAACUACUGGGAAUAAUAUUUUAUGUUCGUAUUUUCUUUCCACUUUGUAAAUCACUGAGCAAAAAGUGAUCAAUUAGUUAAAGAAGUCAGCCUAUUUUCGUUAUAGGUGGUGGGGAGUCAAGUUUUAUAUGCUGGAUAUAGUCGACCUGAAAGUGCAUGUUAUUCUCAACAAAACAUGUGGUCAGAUAGAUAAGAA